CACGCACGCAACCAGAACAGUUUUGGAGGUACAGUCAGUGUGUGGUUACUGUUAAUACUACUACUAGCGAUGUAUGCAGUUACUAUUAUUCAACCAAAACAAAGUCCGCACGGUUGAAGAUAUCGUGUUGCUAGCAAUUUUACUUGUAUGUGUUGUUAAAACAUCUCUUGGUUGUAUUGAAAAAAAAACAAUAUUGGAGAGCAAUAACGGUUCUGAUCUGAAUUGGAGUAAUUAUUUGAUAAUCAUCAUGUUUAAGUUCUUUUUAUUGAAGUGCAUUGUAUUAUUACUGUGUCUCAAUGUAUGCAAUGGAUUACCGUGGCAACGCGAAAGCAGACUAUCUUUACAAAAUAUUAAUGUAAGGAGGCAAAGAAGUGUAACGGAUAUAUCAAGUCCUGUUGCAGAACCAAAGACUACACCAGAAUCUGAGCCAAAAAGCGAAUCGGAACCUAAACAUGAACCAGAAACUGAAGUUAAAUCUGAGCCAGAAGGUGAGGCAGAAGGCGAACCUGAGCCUGAGCCUGAGCCGGACGCUGAACCAGAACCCGAACCUGAAGAUGAAUCUGGGGGUGAAGCAUUUGCAGAGCCAACACCGAACUGGACUGUCGCAUUUGUGGAGUGGGGCUGGGCUUGGGACUUUCACUGUUAUUUUUGUGGCUUAAUGUUUGCUGCCCUGGCUGCAUACUCGUUUUUCUGUAUCGCCAAAUUGAGCAUGAUCAGACUGCCUAGUAGGACAUAUUUUAUUGCGCUGAACGUAAUCGUCGUGAUUAUGGGCGUGGAUCGUGCUGUAUUUCUCAUCGUUGAUCCAUAUGGAUCGAAGAAUAUUUUACCAUUACCGGUAGUUUAUGUUAUGCUUGGAUUGGGUUUUCCUUGUUUAACUUCAUCGUUUAGUAUCCUGUUUAUGGCGUUGUUGAGUGCUACCAAAAUGCAGCCAUUGUCGCGGAAUAUUCAGCGUCCACAAGUACUGGGAGUCAUCAUUACGUUUCACUACAUAAUUUCAAUUACAUCCGAUGUGCUAGCGGGAAAAUUUCUUGCGCCAGAGGUUGUUCUCUAUGUGUGUCAGUCUGCUUUUAUUUUAUGGGGAAGUUUUCUAUUCUUUAGUUACUUGCUGAUAUUCCGAAGGCUACACAGAUCUGCUGUACGUGUUUCCAAAGAAAUAAAUCAUCUAAGUCUUAUUUCAAAUGCAAUGUCUACGCCGGCGAAUGAAUUAGAACUUAAGAAACCAAAAGUGCGGUGGGGUAGUGCAGUGCGAGUAACACUCAUCACAGCAUUACUCGGAUUAGGCUUAUGCGGCCUUCAGCUGUACGGCAUGCUAGUGGUGUAUGCGCCAAACGCGGAGGAAGAGCCGCAGCCCUGGCCUUGGUGGAUAUACCAGACCAUCUUCAGGGCGUGCGAAAUCGGUAUGUGUAUUACAAUGUGCUUUGUGGCCACUCAGCCUCUCCGACGAUACAAUCCAAUUGAGAGAGCACAGCCGCAAUAUUCCACCAGAUUUACAAGUUUUAGGUCCCGAUUUUACUUACGUACAUCAACCAAACCGCGUAAAAAUGAAAGAGUCCUCAACAAUUUUGAAAAACCCAAAAGUGGAAACGAUGUUAACUUAUUUGAAACAUCUCCGAAAAAACCAAACUCAGAAAUGAAUGAAACUGAGCCACUAACAACCAUGGAUAUUGGCAAAGGGAAUGUAGAUUUUGAUUGCCAAAAAGACAUGAAACAGAACAAUUUUAUUUAAAUUUGUAUGAGUUUUUAAAGGAAUGAUAUUAAAUACAUGUUUUAAUGCGAAUUUGCAAAGAUAUUGACUAUAUUGCAAAUGUCAACUAGAUUUUAUUAUUAUUAUUAUUAUCAAUAAUAAUUGCUGUAAAAUUAGUGUCACUGUAGGCUGAUAUUGAUGCAUGCGGUUGGUACAAUAGGAAGAUGAAAACCACAAUAUCAUUUCCUUCGCGUCCAUUAACCUAGAAAAAAACGUAAUUUCUGAAUUGCCUGCAUGGUUCUGGUCAUGCCAUUACUUUCUAUGCUGCGAAAAACACCUGAGUCAUCCUGCAACUUACUGUAUCUUAAGUUUUUCCAUUAUUUUUUCAAGCAUUAUCCAAAACGUGGUUUCUGACUUAACAUUAAAAACAUUGCUGCAACAUCUUGUGUAAACAUUAUUUUCUGAUAUAGCCUAUAAACAAUGAUAUCGUUUUUGUGUUUGCCAAGUUUUUUUUUUAUAGGAAAUGCCUGAUGAUGUACUAUAUAGGGCUUCUUUGUAAUAACAGUUGAGGUGGUACAGUGCUCAUCAUAUGAAGUCAGGACUUGUACAUUAUUAGAUUCUAAUGAGAAGAUUCUAAUAUAUAAGUAGGCAUACAGCUUUUAAGACCGCCACUGCAAAGAUAUAUCAUUCACUGCAUGUAAAUUAAAUUAUUUAAAACUCUAAAUUACAACUUAAAAAUUGGCCAAUUUGGUGCUUUAUCAGCCUGUGUAAAAUACAGUAGAACUCCUCCUCUUGGAUACCUUUUCAUGAUGCACCCCUAUGAUUUAAUAUUAAGGGACACUUUUGUACAGUAUAUUUAAUUUGGGAUGUUCCACACUGAUUAUUAAUUAUUAAAGACUUAUUGAAUUCUAGUUGUGCAUAGUGAUUUCCUGAACAAAGUGAAUUGUGGGUCAGUCUAUUGUAUUUAUUAUUGAAUUGUGUUUAGUGUUGACGAACAGUAGCACUUCCUUUUAUGGAAUUUGGCUCCACCUACAAUAUUUACUGAGUUACAAUACUAACAGCCACAGGCACAGUACUUGCUGUGCUAUAUUAUACAUCAAUGAAAUUCUCCUCUGAAUUAAAUUGAAGGUCGACCACACUGUUUUUUUCCUGCAAUAUAAACGUAGAAAUAGACUUUUGAUUGCCACAGUAAUAUUUGCAAUGAAUUUUUUUUUACAUGUAUUAUUUACUGGUACAAUGUACAUUUACAAAACUGUAAUAUAUUGAGAAUGGUAUUUUUUUUUUUUUUGUUCUUUGAUAUUAAUUAUCACACCUUUGUAUACUUUUCAUAUAGAAAUAACUUGCAUGUCAAGUCUGAAUUUAAAAAAAUUCAAUUGAUUAUUGAAUUGCUAUUUUUAAAAAAUCAAAAUAAUUUUAGUAACUUCUGGUGCUGGUUAUUGUGUUUAUCAAAAAAAUUGAUGUUGUAUUCCAUAAAUACUAUUUAUUUAUUUAUUUAUUUAACCAUAUUUCAAGUGACCCAUCCAGCAUUGCUGAUCAUUAAACUUAAAACAAUACAUGAAGUAAAGAACAAGAAUCACUUAAUUACAGACCAAUUUUUAAAAUUUAGAUAUUAAAGAUAAUUUGCUAAAAUUUGAACAUACAGUAAUUUAAAAGAUUAAUUAGAUUACUAGUCAAUUUAGAAAAGUUUAUAUACACAAAAAAAAUAAGAAUUGUAAAAUAUGUCAAUUCAUUUGUGAAACAAUUAGCAUACUGCAUGCUAUUUAUAUACUGUAUAUAAUUUACAAUUACUGUAUAUAAAAUGUUUAUAAAUUGUUUUAUUGCUUGAUAAAGUAUCACAGCCGAUAUACAGUAUAAAGACAUAUGAAAAAAAAAUUAUAAUAAUGUGUGCUAUGUUACAACUGCCAAAACUGUCUUCUCUUCCCUGUCGAAAUCUGUUCUCCUUUCUCUCUCUGAAAGUUCUCCAUUUGUCCUAUAAAUAGGCUAUCUUCUAUCUGUGGAUUCAUGUACCUUAAGCCAAUGGUCCCAAAAUAACCGAGACAAAAAUAUUUGUUUUAAGAAAUUGAAAAAAAAUAAAUGAAUUGGAUCACAAUAUUUUAUGGAUAUUGCGUUAACAAGAAAAAUCAAAUUACUUUGAUAUCUAUAGAUGACAUAAUGGUGAGGAUGGGGAUAUGUCCCGUAAGUAUAAUUUUUUCUUACUAUUAAAAUAGAAUCUGAAACUACUGUAUUAAGCUACAGUACAUUUACACUAGACACGAUUACGACACGAUACAGAUGCGUGCAGUGUUGAAGAAUAGAAGCUACGCGAUGACAUGUCGUCGUGUCGUUAUCGUGUCUAGUGCAAAUGUAGCUUUACACCCCACUCCUGAGCCCUGGUAACUGCAGUAUGUAUUGCUGGCUUUUCUAAUUUUUAUAUUAAAAUUCCAUUUCAACUGUUUUUUUAAAGACAUUAUUUUGGUAAUGUACAGUAUAGCUGAUAAUGUUUGCAUGCAGAUGUACUAAUACAGUACAGUAGUUCAUAUCAUUUUUGCAAUUCAUUCCUUGAUCACUGCGUAACUGUGUGUUUGGCCUGAUAAGUACAUAUAUCAGAAAGUACCUACUCAAUAUUUUGUUAGUACCACUAUGUGUAACAAGUUCCAGGAAACUUCCACACUUUAAUGUAGAGUGUUAAUUAAUAGACUAUUUUAGUGCUUUCGAAUAUAUCAAACUAAUAGUGAAUUAUCUUCAAGUAGAUAUAAAAUUUCUGUCUAUAGCUUUUAUAAUAGCUCUAUUAAGGACAUCUUUUAAAGACACAGAGUUAUUCAGGACAUUUAAAUCUCGGUCAAGGGUUUACAACUGAUUGCAUGAUCGUUAACCCAGAAGACAAUUUUACGGUAAUUUAGAAUAGCGUUAAAGUUUUUUUCUCCAUAGACACAGUAAGUAACUAUAAUAACAUGAUUUCCAAAUGAAUAGCAUUUCUAAUGCUGCUGCAACUUGCUGUGUUAACAUUAUUUUCUGACAUAACCUAUCAUUGAGAUAAUGAAAAUGUAAAAAAAAAAAUUAAAGACCAAUUCAUGGUUUUUAGUGGAUUUGGUUUCUAACAUUUGUGAAUUUGGGAUCACAGAAAAGUGAUUUUUAAAUGGAAGUGGUCUUUAAUUGGAGGGAGACCUGUAUUUGAUAUUUGACAGCAAAUUGCAUCUUAUAUUUCGUGUAUCCACAACGUUUAAAACGUUUGUGAAUUUUAUAAUAUUAAUAGGCACCUAACGUUUGUGUUUGCUGGAAUUGCAGCCAAACACGGAUCAUAAACGGACUUUACACAAAUUUGUGAUCAACACGCAAAAAUAUAUUCUUUUUAAUACUGCUCAGUUUAGUUUUCUAAAAACAAUAUUUUAAUAUUAUUUUAUUUGUAGGAUAUGUUUUGCAUUUUACUACUGUACAUAAUAUUGUAUGGAUUUUUGAGUAUUAUAUAAUGUUGAAAACAUUAUAUAUACUUGGCAAGCAUGAUCAAUGCACUGGUGUAUCUAGGAUUCUGAAAUGUGUGGGGGUCUAGCUGAUGGGAGGGGAAAGGUGAAGUGGGGGAUCGAUGAUUAAGUGAGGGGGUUCUUCUGUUCUUCCAAAAUAAGUAGACAUGAGGUAAUUUUUAUCUCCUUGAGGGAGAGACUGGGGGGUAGGGACCUGCAAGUUUUUUAAAGGGCGUGUUCCCCUCAUGCCUUCCCCUAGAGGCGCCACUGGAUUGAUGCAUAAAGUUCAAAAUUGGUAAAUAUUCUGGCAAAAGCGUGUACAUAAAUUGAAUGUUCUUGUUGGUUGUAAAUACUUUUUUAACUUAGGCAAUAUAAUGUAAUAUUAUCUUGUUAUAGAAUUGACAAAGAGCUACAAAGAUGUCAAUAUCAAUUCAUAUUAUAAAAAUUAAUUGUAAUUUAAAAAUUUGCUGUCUAUACCUAAUUGUCUUGUCAAUACUAGUUUGCAAAAUUAAAUAAAAUGUUUAUGGCUUCUACAGUAUUGCUUAUAGGCCUAAAUAUUGGGGUUUGUUGUUUAAAAAAUAAAUUAUGUUUGAAAAAUAUCAUAUCAUGA
Anneissia japonica is the source of this 5731-nucleotide messenger RNA. RefSeq names its product proline-rich transmembrane protein 4-like. NCBI's taxonomy places the organism in Eukaryota, Metazoa, Echinodermata, Crinoidea, Comatulida, Comatulidae. The transcript has 2 exons. The coding region runs from base 74 to 1726 and encodes 550 amino acids. The record is from RefSeq and is a predicted model, not a curated record.